Molecule: messenger RNA, 4234 nt
Organism: Salvelinus sp. IW2-2015
Lineage: Eukaryota; Metazoa; Chordata; Actinopteri; Salmoniformes; Salmonidae
Source: RefSeq, a predicted model, not a curated record
UAGGUUCUUAGCGUCAUAUACCAGAGAGAAGAUUUGACGUUCAAUUUAAGCAACACAAGAAACGGUCUUUCUGCAUCUUAUAUCGGACUCAUUUCCAUUUAAAAAAUUAACAAGAAAUUGUUUUUAUCUUGUGGAUUAUUAUUGGAUUUCCAUUUCUAUUUGGAUUUGACUGUUUCUCUCUGCUGUUUUCAUUCAACAGGGAAAAAACAGAGUUUCACCAUGAAGUUGACAGGAAUAUUUCUGCUGUUGAUGCUUUGGACCUGCGAGAGCGUACGAGUUGCAGAGAACCGAGACGACAAUAGCGUGUACGACCUGUUCGAGCUGGUCCAAGUCUCCAAGAAGAACCACGGAGUGACCCUAGUGAAGGGCGACGACCCAUACAGUCCCGCCUACAAGAUCCUCAACCCGGACCUGAUCCCCGAGCUCCCCGAGAGUUCCUUCAGGGACCUCAUCGAUUCCAUCCAUGCCGAGAGGGGCUUCCUCCUCCUGCUUAACUUCAAGCAGUUUAAGCGGACCAGGGGCUCCCUCUUGACCGUGGAGAAGCGGGACGGAUCCGGAGCCGUGUUCGAGAUAGUCUCGAAUGGAAAAGCGAACACCCUGGAUGUGGUUUUCUCUACAGUGAAUAAGCAACAGGUGGUCUCGAUAGAAGAUGUGGACUUGGCGACGGGCCACUGGAAGAAUAUUACGCUGUUCGUGCAGGAGGACCGCGCGCAGCUGUAUGUUGGCUGUGAGGAGGUGAACACGGCUGAAUUGGACGCUCCCAUCCAGAGCAUCCUCACUCAGGAGACUCCCGCCACAGCGCGCCUCAGGAUCGGGAAGGGAGCGGUGAAGGACCGGUUCAUGAACUCUGCCACCGUGUGCCGUAAGAUCUCCUGCCCCCUGAUCCCUUGUGCCAACGCAACCGUGCCCGAUGGAGAGUGCUGCCCRCGCUGUGGAACACCGAGCGACUAUGCGGAGGAUGGAUGGUCCCUGUGGUCUGAAUGGACCCACUGUUCCGUGUCUUGUGGGCGGGGCAUCCAGCAGAGAGGCCGCUCCUGCGACCGCAUCAACAACAACUGCGAGGGAACCUCCGUCCAAACCAGGGACUGCUACCUUCAGGAGUGUGACAAACGCUUCAAGCAGGACGGUGCCUGGAGCCACUGGUCCCCCUGGUCUUCCUGCUCGGUCACCUGUGGGGCGGGUGUCAUCACCCGUAUCCGCCUCUGCAACUCCCCCACACCCCAGCUGGGAGGCAAGGACUGCCAAGGAGAGGGGAGACAGACUGAGAAGUGCACCAAGUCACCCUGCCCAAUCAACGGUAACUGGGGACCCUGGUCGCUAUGGGAUACCUGCUCUGCCACCUGUGGGGGAGGAGCUCAGACACGUAAACGUCUCUGCAACGACCCCRCCCCCAAAUAUGGUGGUAAGGAGUGCCAGGGUGACUCCAAGGCUUCUCAGCAGUGCAACAAGAACGCCUGUCCCAUCGAUGGCUGUCUGUCCAACCCUUGCUUCCCUGGGACCAAGUGCACCAGCUUCCCUGAUGGAACAUGGAGGUGUGGAAAAUGUCCCUCUGCUUACUCUGGUGACGGCAUCAAGUGCAAGGACAUUGAUGAGUGCAAAGAGGUUCCUGACGCUUGCUUCGUAUUCAAUGGAGUACACCGCUGUGAGAACACUGACCCUGGCUACAACUGUCUGCCMUGUCCCACACGCUACUCUGGACCUCAGCCCUUCGGCAGGGGAGUGGAGGAAGCCACCGCCAAGAAACAGGUGUGUACACCACGUAACCCCUGCCUGGAUGGGAGCCACGACUGCAACAAGAACGCCCGCUGUAACUACCUGGGACACUUUGCCGACCUCAUGUACCGCUGUGAGUGUAAGCCUGGCUAUGCUGGRAAYGGACACAUCUGUGGUGAGGACACGGACCUGGACGGAUGGCCCAACCAAGACCUGGUCUGUGUGGAGAACGCCACCUACCACUGCAAAAAGGACAACUGCCCCAACCUUCCCAACUCAGGCCAAGAAGACUACGACAAGGAUGGUGUUGGUGACGCUUGUGACAACGAUGAUGACAAUGAUGGUAUUGCUGACGACAGGGAUAACUGUCCGUUCGUGUACAACCCCAGGCAAUAUGACUAUGACAGAGAUGAUGUUGGAGAUCUUUGUGAUAACUGUCCUUACAACAGCAACCCUGACCAGACCGACACAGACAACAACGGGGAAGGAGACGCCUGCUCUGUGGACAUUGACGGAGAUGGUAUUCUGAAUGAGAAAGACAACUGCCCGUACGUCUACAACGUGGACCAGAGAGACACCGACCUGGACGGUGUGGGAGACAUGUGUGACAACUGUCCUCUGGAACACAACCCUGACCAGGUUGACUCUGAUGACGACCGUGUGGGAGAUAAGUGUGACAGCAACCAGGACAUCGAUGAAGACGGCCACCAGAACAACCUGGACAACUGCCCCUACAUCCCCAACGCUAACCAGGCCGAUCACGACAAAGACGGAAAGGGAGACGCUUGCGACCACGAUGAUGACAAUGACGGGAUCCCAGACGAGAAAGAUAACUGCAGACUGGCCUUCAACCCUGACCAGAUCGACUCCGAUGGUGAUGGUCGAGGAGACGCUUGCAAAGACGACUUUGACCAAGACAAUGUGCCUGACAUCUACGACGUGUGUCCGGAGAACUUUGACAUCAGCGAGACCGACUUCAGAAAGUUCCAGAUGGUUCCCCUGGACCCCAAGGGAACGUCCCAGAUCGACCCCAACUGGGUGGUCAGACAUCAGGGCAAAGAGCUGGUCCAGACCGUCAACUGUGACCCUGGCAUUGCUGUUGGUUUUGAUGAGUUCAACUCUGUGGACUUCAGUGGUACCUUCUUCAUCAACACAGAGAGAGAUGAUGACUACGCCGGCUUUGUGUUCGGCUACCAGUCCAGCUCCAGGUUCUACGUGGUGAUGUGGAAACAGAUCACACAGACCUACUGGAACAACAAACCCACCAAGGCUCAGGGAUACUCAGGACUGUCCAUCAAGGUGGUCAACUCCACUACUGGACCUGGAGAGCACCUCAGGAACGCUCUCUGGCACACUGGCAACACCACAGGACAGGUGAAGACUCUUUGGCACGACCCUAAGAACAUUGGCUGGAAAGACUUCACAGCCUACAGAUGGCACCUGAUCCACAGACCAAGAACAGGACACAUCAGAGUGGUCAUGUACGAGGGGAAGAAGAUCAUGGCUGAUUCUGGGAGCAUAUACGACAAGACGUACGCAGGCGGAAGACUAGGCCUCUUUGUCUUCUCCCAAGAGAUGGUGUACUUCUCAGACCUCAAGUAUGAAUGCAGAGAUGCAUAAUUGCACGGAGCAAGAAGCUCUUGGAACAAUGCACCUUUCUGUAUAAAUAUGAACAAUAUGUAUUCAGAUGAAAAGUCCAGGGAUAGUUUUUUUUUCUGCUCCUCUUUCUUCUGCGGCACGCACACUGGUGGCACCGAGGGGUAGGGCCUGGUGUGGUCAGCCUCAGGGUAAAUUGACACUGGUUGGACAGAGAACCAUUUGCUUUGCCUGAACGGGAGACCGACCAAUGUUACCAACCAACGUUACCAACCAACGACACCGACCGGCCGAUCUCUCUCUGAUCUUAAAGACCUCAUUCAGCUCUGCGCAGGAGAGGCUCCCUAUAGUCGACUAUGCACUUCCAUACCUUUACAUCUCUCUCUCUCUCUCUCUCUCUUAAUAUCCAUCUCUCUUUUUCUGGAAUGGACGUCCCAAAGAAAGACCAUGUGAUGUUCUGUUUAUAAAAAAAACAGAUCUACCCGGAUGUAGAUUCUGGACGAUACGACUCUGAGGAAGUGGUUUUUUUGGGGCUCAGAGGAGGAAGAAAGCAAUAAGACUUUUUUCACAUUAAGUUUUGUAAGGAAAGGGCUUGUGGCCAUUGAAAGUCAGCUGCGUAACAACAAGAUAUGGAGGGACGGUAACUUUGUGUGGAUGUAUGUACGUUUAUGUGUUUAAAUAAGAAGAAAGUGCUUGCUUUUACCCUUCUAUAUGCGUACCCUUAGAGAAAAGUGUUUCAGAGACGAAAGGAAACAAACCGAAAUUAAAAUGAGCCAAAAUAUUUUGGGUCAAAUACAGGAUUGCUUGUAGGCUUUUAUGGCUGGCAUUAGAUUGAUACUGUGUUUCAGUUGAAAGUGAACACAGUAUAACUCAGGGUAAGAUGGGAGCGACCAUCUUAGCAUUGCAGAAAUGACAUGGGAGGGCC